CACAUACUUAUUGGGCUGAAAAGGUAUUUUUACUGAGAAAAUCUCAAAAAAUCUUAUAAAAUUAUACAAGGUAAUCUCAAAAAUUAUAUUACAGUUUUAAAACUUUUACAGUCGUCUUCCAAAAAUCGUGACUAACGAAUUAUUGAUAAAUUUCAUAUUUAAACCAAAAGUACUAACACUAAAGCGGUAGUUAUUUAAGAUAUAUUCAAACAUCAGGUGUUAACCCAAACGGUACAAAAACGAACAAACAUUUUAAAAUGAAAACUUUUUCUGAAUACAUAUGACACAUUUUUACGUGGUCUAUGUGGAUUUAUCAAAACAAAAAUAUAAAGUUAUCUGCUUUGUUUUUAAAAGUUGAACUUGCACAUCCUUAUCUUGCAGAUGUUACUUAUUUGAAGUAUAAUACGCUUCAAUACGUUCAGUUUAUUGAUUUCAUUAACAUUAUUUACACCUAUUAUUAAGUUUUAACUUUGUAGGCAGUUUCUGUUUUAUCAUACUGCUCCAGUUGCUAACAUUGAUCUUAUUCAAAUAAAGAUUCGAACUUUACAAAAUUCUCUCUGCCUUGAAUGCAUAAUUUAUAUCGUUUUUCUCCGAAUGAAAUCACCACACAAUUGCCUGUCUAUCAGUCGAGUUUAGUGAUCGAGAUGCUGAACAACGUCUGUAGAGUCUGCGGAAGGCAGAAGAUUUGCGAGAAGGGCCUGAAUCUCUUCGAUUUGGCCAACCGAAAGUAUCUAAAGCACUUGCACAUGAUAACCGGACUGCGGUUGUUGGAGCUGGACGAUGUUCCCGGUUUCAUGUGCUAUUGCUGUCAGUCGGAACUCAGAUCGGCACUGGCAUUCCGCAAGCUUUGCAUCAAGACCCAACGUAAAUGGCUGGCCAUCGAUGACGACUCUGCGUCGGAUGAAGAAGAUACCAAGGCCAAAUCGCAGCUGAAGUCGGAUAAAUGCGUGCUGGUCGAAGAAACGUUUCAGGUACUGAUUGAAGAGGAGUCCACGGACAACAGUCUGAUUCGAGAUACGGAAGCGGAGCAGGAGGAAGCUGAAAUGGAUGGGAAGUGGGUACCUUCCCGAAAGGUUCUCAAAGUAUCAACCAAACUGAAAGACAAAAUCUACAUAUGCGAGCUGUGCGGAACCCAUGCCACAUCGAAAUCCGUUUUCCAACGCCACAUGAGGAAACACACAGGCGAACGACCCUUUGGCUGCAAGGAUUGUAAAGCCAGGUUCCUCUCCUCUGGUGAACUACGUGCCCACCACCGUGUCCACACCGGUGAGCAACCGUUUGCCUGUCGCUUCUGCGAGAAAAGGUAUGUCAGCUACAUGGGCCGCCUGAUCCACGAGAGGACUCACACCAACGAUCGACCCUAUGUCUGCGAAGAGUGUGGCAAGAAGUUCACCACAGCCUACGUCCUGAAGAACCACAUGAUCAUCCACACGGGCGAGCGCAAUUUCCGGUGCGACCCAUGCGAUCGCUCCUUCCAGAGAAAGGCGCACCUGAUCACGCACUCUCGUUCCAUGAUGCACCUCCAAAAGGUGAAGAGUCAGAAGAGCAGUGGCAAGAGAUCUUGAAGAAUAAAUUGGCCCAAGCUAUUGAGUUACUGAGACUAACCUAACAUGAAGUGAUAUAGUAAAUAUCUUUACUAAAUCUAAA
Messenger RNA from Drosophila yakuba, 1647 nucleotides. RefSeq names its product transcription factor Ouib. Gene Ontology annotation, molecular function: zinc ion binding. The transcript is spliced from 3 exons. NCBI's taxonomy places the organism in Eukaryota, Metazoa, Arthropoda, Insecta, Diptera, Drosophilidae. Gene Ontology annotation, cellular component: nucleus. The record is from RefSeq and is a predicted model, not a curated record. Bases 567 to 1565 code for a protein of 332 amino acids.